Messenger RNA from Cyphellophora europaea CBS 101466, 2250 nucleotides. RefSeq lists its product as uncharacterized. The record is from RefSeq and is a predicted model, not a curated record. Gene Ontology annotation, cellular component: microtubule; membrane; cytoplasm. Bases 1 to 2250 code for a protein of 749 amino acids. Gene Ontology annotation, molecular function: microtubule binding; GTP binding; GTPase activity. Lineage: Eukaryota; Fungi; Ascomycota; Eurotiomycetes; Chaetothyriales; Cyphellophoraceae. The transcript has a single exon.
AUGGGCGCCUACCGGGAAACGCUGAACGGCCUUCCGGCCACCGAUAAGAAGGUGUCGGAGACAGACCUUAUCAGUGACAAUGGAAUGAUUCUCCUGAAUACCAUCGACAAGCUUCGGGGCUUAGGCAUCGAUAAGGAUAUUCCGCUGCCACAAAUCGUCGUUGUUGGCUCCCAGUCUGCAGGCAAAAGUUCUGUCCUGGAAGCCAUCUCUGGAAUUUCCUUCCCCGUCAACGAUGGACAGUGCACAACAUUCGCUAGCGAGAUCAGACUUCGACGAUCAAAGGAAGAGGCAAUCGCGGUGAAUGUUGUCUCUAAAAGCGCCUUCAUGGAGAACAAGAAACCUCUUGAGAUCUUCGGCUCCCAGGCAGGUACCGACACCAAGAGUUUGGACUGGAGCCAGAUGCCCCGCAUAAUUGAUCAAGCCACUGAGACUAUGAGUAGUGGUCAAGGACAAAAGUUUUGCGAGGACAUGUUACGGAUCGAAGUGAGCGGCCCAAAUCAGGACCACCUCACGCUCAUCGACCUUCCCGGCAUAUUUCAUGUUCUGAAGCCUGGUCAGGACCCGACGGCGCCGCAGAGAGUCAAGGACACGGUCCUCCAGUACAUGCGAGAGAAGCGUUCAAUCAUUCUCGCCGUUGUGUCUGCGAAGGAUGACUAUUCCAACCAAGAAAUACUCAAGACAGUCGAAGCCAUUGAUCCGUCCGGCAUUCGGACUAUGGGGGUCAUCACGGGCAUUGAUAUGACUCCAGAUGGUUCGACCCGUGAACAGGAUUAUGUCUCGCUGGCGCGCAAUGAGCUUGUUCCUCUUGCUCUGGGCUGGCAUGUUGUGCGAAAUUUAAGCUUUGAGGACCGCAAAUCCACCAAACCGGAUCGUGACACAAAGGAACUGGAGUUUUUCGCUACACGCAAAGCGUGGCAGAGCGUCCCGGAGCAGGACUGUGGAGCUCCACAGCUCAAAAGAAAGCUUAAGCAGGUGCUUCUUACUCACAUUGGCAAAGAAUUGGGAGACGUUAUCACCGCCCUCGAACAACGAAUCGAGACCAGUGAGAAAGUGAUUAAGCAACUCGGUCCAGGGCGCACGACUAUGUUCGAGAAGCGAGGCUACCUGACGCAGAUCGGCGCACGGCACCAAGAGCUGUGCAGAGCUGCUCUGAAUGGGACAUAUGAAGACCCGUUCUUCGAGACUACGGGCCAACGCUUGCGCGCCACGAUUGUUGAUGAAUACGACCGUCUUGAAAAAGCGAUCUCGAACGGGCACAGAUGGGAUUUCUGGACACGUCAGGACGCAGUCCCUACCCCUAAGUGGCUCGAGGAUAUUGGCGCGGCAGCUUCUUUCGGACAGAUGAUGCCUUGCCACAUUAGGCUUUCGGACUAUCUUGCCAAAGUUGACACUGUCUUGAAGCGAUAUCGUGGGCGUGAAUUGCAAGGCACCUUCGAUCCACUCCUGAUCGGAGUACUCUUCAAAGAUCAGGCAUUUCGAUGGCGGAGCAUAGCACAGCGUUCGCUCGAAAACAUGAUGAACUUUGUCAAGAGUUUCAUGGAGAGGGCUGUGAUGCACCUGAUGGAACCGAGAAGAGCGCAGCUUCUGCUAAAGCACCGUCUCUUUCCCGAUUUGCACAAGCGUAGACAGACUAUUAUGGAGAAGCUGGAGGAGCUGCUGAAACCGUUUCAGAACAGUGCGCCGAGGACUCAUAACCCGCUGUUCCGGCAGUCGUAUGAUCGCCUUGAGAAAGACCUGGUCGGCAGAGUGGCCCGGGAUGAUGCUAGUGGUGCCGACCUCAAGGAUCCGGAAGCCUGUGAGGAACUUGCGCUGAAGAUGCAGUGUUACUACGAAAUCGCCCGUCCGACGUUCGUGGAUAACGUUAUCAAUCUGGGUGUGGAGCAAUGUCUUCUCGACGGACUCGCUGACACCCUGUCUCCACUUUCGAUUUCCAGCAUGACAGAUCAAGAGAUUGAUCAGCUUGCUUCAGAGUUCCCCGAAGACACCGUCAAGCGCAAGAAGAUCUCUCGAGAGCUAGAAACCCUCCGUUCCGGACGUGAUGUCUGCCGAGAGUUCGACCAGCAUGAGCCAAGGGAGCAUUUCCCAUCUUCAGAGCCUGUGUUCUCAACGGGAGGGACAUCGAACGCCACAAUGAAUGCAAGUUCGAUGGCAGCCAAGCCUCGAUCAAGGAACGGUGCGAAAGUUGCACUGCGCUCUCGACCAGAGCCGGCCAACUCGAGCAAAUACUUGGGCUCCGAAGAGGAACUGUGA